Molecule: messenger RNA, 1635 nt
Organism: Chaetomium globosum CBS 148.51
Lineage: Eukaryota; Fungi; Ascomycota; Sordariomycetes; Sordariales; Chaetomiaceae
Exons: 5
Coding region: 1-1635 (544 amino acids)
Biological process (GO): amino acid transmembrane transport
Cellular component (GO): membrane
Molecular function (GO): amino acid transmembrane transporter activity
Source: RefSeq, a predicted model, not a curated record
AUGCUGUCCAUCGGUAAGGAUAAAGACUCGGAAAAGGCAGCUGGUGCGCCCAACUACGACUCGGACGUCCAGGAGGGGCUCAUAACCGGUAACACCGACAACCUCCAGCGGCACUUGAACAACCGGCAGAUCCAGCUCAUCGCCAUCGGAGGGUCCAUCGGGACAGGCCUCUUUGUGAGCAUCGGCACCGGUCUGUACCAUGGUGGUCCCGGCAGCUUGCUUCUCGCCUACGCGGCCCAGUCCAUGUUCCUAGCCAUGGUCAACAACUGCAUCGCUGAGAUGAGCACCGCAUACCCCGUCAGUGGCGGCUUCAUACGAUUGGCUGGUAAAUGGGUAGACGACGCGCUCGGCUUCAUGGUCGGCUGGAACUUCUUUUUCUAUGAAGCCCUGCUGAUUCCCUUUGAGAUCUCGGCCUUUACCUUGGUGUUGUCCUUUUGGAGCCCUGUGGUGACUGAGCCCGGUCCGGUUGCUGGUAUCUGUGCUGCCAUCAUUCUCUGCUAUGCCGCCGUCAACAUUCUGGCUGUAAGAGCAUAUGGUGAAUCCGAAUUCUGGCUCUCGGGCGGAAAGGUCGUUCUGAUCUUUGCCUUGUUCUUGUUCACCUUCAUCACUAUGGUGGGCGGGAACCCUCAGCAUGAUGUCUACGGUUUUGUCAACUGGCAGAGACCGGGGGCGUUCUUGGAGUAUCUGAGCGAGGGCAGCCUGGGCCGCUUCGAAGGCUUCUUGGGGGCCCUGUGGUCGGCAUGCUUCACAGUCGUGGGACCCGAGUAUAUCUCCAUGGUAUCAGCGGAAGCCAUGCGGCCCCGAGUCUAUAUUAAGAGCGCCUUCAAGACAGUUUAUUUCCGAUUUUGUCUGUUCUUCGUCGGCGGCGCGCUAGCUGUGGGAAUCGCGUGCUCUCCAAGGGAUCCCGCGCUGGAGAACGUCGUCCUCGGCAAGGUCUCUGGCGCCACUGCAUCGGCUUCGCCUCUCCUGUUGACCUCAAUCUUUUCGGCCGGCAAUACUUACACCUAUUGCGCCAUUCGUACCCUCUAUUCGCUCGCGCUUGAAGGGAGAGCACCGAGAAUCCUCACCUACACCACCAAAAAGGGACUAAUCAAUUACAUUGUCAUGACCACGACCUUCAUCUUCUACUACCGCGCCUGCAAAGCACAGGGUGUCGAUCGCAAACAGUUCUCAUACGUCGGCUGGUUCCAACCGUACUGCGCCUAUCUGGGGCUCGCCUGGAUGACCACUGUGGCCCUCCUGUACGGCUACCCGUCAUUCAAGCCCUGGUCGGUUUCGACCUUCUUCUCCAGCUACACGAUGCAGAUCUUCAUCCCUCCUCUCUUCAUAAUCUGGAAGGUGGUGAAACGGACCAAGUUCGUCAAGCCGCACGAAGCCGAUCUCGUCUGGGAACGCCCGGUCGUCGACGCCUAUGAGGCAACCUUUAUCGAUCCCCCGGUCGGUUUUGGCGCGAGAUGGGCCAGCUCAUUGGUAUUGGGAGGACCAAGGGCGGGAAUGAGAGACGGGUUGCACAGCCUCAACAGAGCCCUGAUAGCUCAAACAAAAGUGGCAAUGCGUCACCUACGGUCGAGGCCUGAGAGAUGGUUGGGACGGCCGAGGACAGUCGGGCCAAUGUUCUCCGAGCAUAGCAAGUAG